Mixia osmundae IAM 14324 is the source of this 2181-nucleotide messenger RNA. RefSeq lists its product as uncharacterized. The transcript is spliced from 5 exons. NCBI's taxonomy places the organism in Eukaryota, Fungi, Basidiomycota, Mixiomycetes, Mixiales, Mixiaceae. The coding region runs from base 1 to 2181 and encodes 726 amino acids. The record is from RefSeq and is a predicted model, not a curated record.
AUGGACGAAGAAAUGCGCUCCUCGCACGAGGAUGAGCCGAUGGAUGCCGCGCCCGAGCAGGAGGAUUUCGAGAGAAUGUCGGACGAGGUCGCUCAAGAGGAUGACAUGCAGGCAGAAAGAGAUCAGGAGGAUGAAGAAGAUGCCAUACCUGUCGACAUAAAGACGCCAUCGGAGACGCUUGUCUUACCGGAUGAGCCUCUCGACGAUUUCCUCAAAGCUCACGAGUCUCCUCACAUGCAAGCGUUGGCCGCACCUGACGGCAAUAAACAAGGUCCUUUGACGGUUGCUGCACUCCAUGAUGGGUCACAUGACCGUCAAGCGAACGACGCACUCGGCUUCAGGUCCCCGCCUCGCGUAAUGUCGCGUGAUGAUGGUAGACAGAUUUCCGUCCUCGGCAGGUCGGCCGUAAUCGGACGUGACGGACUGGAUCUUCAGAGUCAUGCGGGCCGGUCCUCUGACGCCGUUCGGCAUCGUACGCCUGACGCAAAUGGCGCCAUACAGCGGCAUGGCGAUGUCGGUGAUGGCAGCGUCGAGCCUGAUGACACGCGAGGUGGCGCGCUUGCCAGCAACUCUGAGCAGUCACAGUCGACCAAGGGUAGCGCACGAUCGCAUAUCAUUGGUCAAAGUCAGCGCUCCAAAUCUGAGGAUCAGGAGCAGGAACAAACCAUGAGUGGCGGCAGAGAUGGCUCCGUCAAUAUGAAGCAGACGCAGGAGCAAAGCACCGACAAGAGCGCCGAAAGUGACAAGCAGGUUAACAAUGUGAAGAUUCAGGAGACUGACGAUGACGGCUCGGCCGUUGAGGGCGACGGGAGCCAAGAUGAGGGCGGUGACGGUGCAGACGCUGAGAGCGAAGACGAGGCGGAAGGAAAGAAUUUCAAGGUAACUACCAACCAGCAGAACAUCAAAGGUGGCAAGAAGGGUGGCGACGAAGGUGCCGAGGACAGUGAGCACGCGACGACUCAGAUCAACCGGAUCGAAGUCCAUCGAAGGAGCGACAACUGCGGAUCCGGCACGCAUGCUGGCUCGACUGCACAGCGUCCCACGCUCAACAAGAAGGGCUUAUCGCGAGCCGUCUUCAGCAAUGCCAUGUUGGCCUAUUACGAUCCUCCUGACGCUAAGCGCGUUCGAGAUGUCCGUCAGACGUCGACGCCCCCACUGUGCGCGCCGCCAGUACUCAUCACAGUCCGAGGGCAGCUCUUUGCGCUCUUUUGUGAACACGAGUCUGACCUCGAGAGCUACGAAAAUGGCGAUCCUUCGACUGACCCGGAUGCCUCAACAAUACCCGUCUUGCUUGGAGAAUCGCACGAACUAUACUACAACCAACUCGAGAAUCUCAUUACGGAGUUGCACAUCCAUUUUGAAUUCUUCUACGAUGAGCAGCUCGAGAUGACAAUCUGUAUCGACGAUCUGGAUAUCCAGAUCCCCGAGGACAACGUCUACACGCGCGAACUGAGCCUGUAUGAUCUCGAGCGCUUGCACCGUGGCUGUGAUCUCCCAGGAAGAUUGCGACUGACGAUUGCUGAAAGUCCACGAUUGGUUUUCCGCUUCAACACGCUCGCGGACUACAUGGCAAAUUCUCUGGGAGACUCUGCAGAGGAAAGCUCCCCUGUGGAGGGACAAGAAGGCCACUUUGUCGAGGACGCUCUGUCAAAGGCGAUUGAAGCCGAGAAGGAGUCUGCUCGUAGUGAUGAUGGACGCGAAGAGUCAAACGAGGCACCGCGAGACGAAGAUGAAGCGGAUGACGAGCAUGCCGGUAGUGCAGGAGUCAGCCAGGGAGAAGACCCAGAUGAAAUGGAGGCAGCAAAGCAUAGCGAAGUUGACGAACGACAGAUCACCGAUCAAGCUGAUCCUGUCGAGGACGCUACAGCACGGCACGAGCUCGCAGGCGAGAGGAUGAAUGCAUCACAGAACGAGCUAGAUGGUGACGAAGCUGCACUGCGCGAGAUUGCAGAAGCAGAAGCCAAGACAGAUGGCCUCAUCUCUCCGAGUACAAGCACACAUAGUCUCACGCAAACCGCAACAGCAUUAUCAACCGACCAUAGCGAUAGAGCUUCCGACAUGCAGGCACGCGAAGCCAUUCCAAAAAGAGCGCAUAGCAACCUUGAAGGUUCUCCCGGGUACCCUGUCGAUGGAGUAGACCCUGCUGCAGGCUCCAGCAAAAGGCCAAAGGUUGCUGCUUGA